AUGUCUGCAUUCAACCUGCUGCAUUUGGUGACAAAGAGCCAGCCAGUGGCCCUGCGAGCCUGUGGGCUUCCCUCAGCUUUCCAUAAUGUGUAUCACCAAAGAUGUACUACUACAGAUGUCUGUUCAUGUGAUCCGAAAGAAAAUAAUAGGUCAUGUAGGGAUAAAAAGGACUGUAAGGUGGUCUUUUCCCAGGAGGAGCUGAGGAAGCGGCUGACACCCUUGCAGUACCAUGUCACUCAGGAGAAGGGGACUGAAAGUGCCUUUGAGGGGGAGUACACACAUCAUAAAGCUCAAGGAAUAUACAAAUGUGUUGUUUGUGGGACUCCUUUAUUCAAGUCAGAAACAAAGUUUGACUCCAAUUCAGGUUGGCCUUCCUUCUAUGAUGUGAUCAGUCCUGAUGCAAUUACUUUCAAUGAUGAUUUCUCCUAUGGGAUGCAUCGGAUUGAAAUAUCCUGCAGUCAGUGUGGUGCUCACCUGGGGCAUAUUUUUGAUGAUGGACCUCGCCCAACUGGCAAACGGUACUGCACAAACUCUGCUUCGUUAUCUUUCAAGCCAGCAGACAAAAACAACGCCGGAGAAGGCAGCGGUAACGCCAGUCCUGCCCAAACAGGCAAAGCUGAGCUGUAG
This is a messenger RNA of Haliaeetus leucocephalus (bald eagle), 627 nucleotides long. It is a transcript of the gene MSRB3, whose product is annotated as methionine sulfoxide reductase B3. The transcript has 7 exons. Bases 1 to 627 code for a protein of 208 amino acids. The record is from RefSeq and is a predicted model, not a curated record. Gene Ontology annotation, biological process: protein repair; response to oxidative stress. NCBI's taxonomy places the organism in Eukaryota, Metazoa, Chordata, Aves, Accipitriformes, Accipitridae. Gene Ontology annotation, molecular function: peptide-methionine (R)-S-oxide reductase activity. Gene Ontology annotation, cellular component: cytoplasm.